CGGGCUCGGCGCUGGCCGCUCCGCGGGUGCUUUGCCCGGGCGUCUCAGUGCGCUCGGCCAACGGCCUGUGAGAGCGCCCCGGGAGCCGGCGGGCGGCGGCCCUGUGCGGGGACCUCCAGCGGGCCCAGGGGGACAAAAGUGGCUCUAACCAGCAUAUGAACAUUGAAGCAAGUUAAGGAGUUAAUAUGAAGCACAGAAGCAGAUAGUGCCAAAUAGCAAGCAGUCAUUGGUACACGUUUAGUGACUGGGGCAGCAUUUCCCUCUCCCACUGCUGCUGAGAUGGCAGAAAUCAGUCGAAUUCAGUAUGAGAUGGAAUAUACCAAAGGUAUUAGUCAGCGAAUGAGGGUCCCAGAAAAAUUAAAAGUAGCACCACCAAAUGCUGACCUGGAACAGGGAUUCCAAGAAGGAGCUCCAAAUGCUAGUGUGAUAAUGCAGGUUCCAGAAAGGAUCGUUGUAGCAGGAAAUAAUGAAGAUGUUUCCUUUUCAAGACCAGCAGAUCUUGACCUUAUCCAGUCAACUCCCUUUAAACCUCUGGCACUAAAAACACCACCCCGUGUACUUACGCUAAGUGAAAGGCCACUUGAUUUUCUGGAUUUAGAAAGACCUCCUGCCACCCCUCAAAAUGAAGAAAUCCGUGCAGUUGGCAGGCUAAAACGAGAACGCUCUAUGAGUGAAAAUGCCGUUCGCCAAAAUGGACAGCUGGUCAGAACGAUUCCAUACCUGUGUUGCGUGGUGGUCUGCUGCCGCCACUUUAAUCCUCAUCAUGACAACGUCAGGUAUGGCAUUUCAAACAUAGAUACAACCAUUGAAGGAACAUCGGAAGACAUGACUGUUGUAGAUGCAGCUUCAUUAAGACGACAGAUUAUCAAACUAAAUAGACGUCUACAACUUCUAGAAGAGGAAAACAAAGAACGUGCUAAAAGAGAAAUGGUCAUGUAUUCAAUUACUGUAGCAUUCUGGCUGCUUAAUAGUUGGCUCUGGUUUCGCCGCUAGAGGUAACCUUAGCUCUCAAAAAUAUGUCUCAACAGCUGGAAAUAUAAAGGAUUUACAAACUUCUUUGUUUCUGUCUUUGCAUUGUAUGCCGUUUUAUAGUCCAGGCCCUGGAAAUGUAUUUCUUCUAGAAAACAGGUGGGAAGGACCUGCACUUGUAGAAGUAAAGGUAUAUUCUAUUCUGUCACUGAGCUGUGCACACUUUCAUGCAGUUCUGCAGUAACACUUAAAAUGCUCCCUUUGCAUGUUUUGUAAAUAGGCUCAAGUUGU
Lepus europaeus (European hare) is the source of this 1260-nucleotide messenger RNA. Its product is annotated as mitochondrial fission factor-like. The record is from RefSeq and is a predicted model, not a curated record. Gene Ontology annotation, cellular component: mitochondrial outer membrane; peroxisome. NCBI's taxonomy places the organism in Eukaryota, Metazoa, Chordata, Mammalia, Lagomorpha, Leporidae. Gene Ontology annotation, biological process: positive regulation of mitochondrial fission.